Phytomonas sp. Hart1 is the source of this 1380-nucleotide messenger RNA. Lineage: Eukaryota; Euglenozoa; Kinetoplastea; Trypanosomatida; Trypanosomatidae. The record is from the annotation of a GenBank genome assembly.
AUGGUUUUUCCUUGCUGCAGCUGCAAAGGGGAUCCUAUCAUUCAGAAGCGAUCCACAGAGUUUAAUAAUCUUUCCGAUUUAAGGCUUCGACGGAGCCACCCGCCGAAGCUUUUGCGUGAAGAGACCACAGUGGCUGUCACCUUAAAUGUCUACAGUCUGACGGAUAAAAACGUGCAUUUUUGGCGUUUUGGAUUAGGCAUUUUUCACUGCGGGGUUGUCAUUUACGGGAUUGAAUGGAGCUACGGCGAGGUCUCAGACAACCCGAACGCGUCCGGGUUGUUUUGCGUCCACCCCGGCAUGGCGGCCGGGGCCCUCCACAAGACUUUUACGCUCGGCCGCACGCAGAAAUCCCCCAUGCAGGUCGAUACCAUCCUGCAUCGCUUGGAGAACGAAUGGCGGAGCUGCGAUUACCACAUUCUUCAUCACAAUUGCAAUCAUUUUGCGCAAAGACUGUGUGAUCUCCUGUCAACCUCAGAGAAGCUCAAGAUUCCAGCGUGGUGUAAUCGUAUCGCGCGAAUUACCGAUAAAGUCGUCCCGAGAAAACUUGCCAAGCGAAUUCAACGCAUGUUUAGUGAGGAUACUUUACAGGUGCCAAAAUCGGUUCAAAGGGGUUGUAUUAGCGAAAUCCCUGUUUCCGUGAUUCCAAAAGGGUGGUAUCUUCACCCAUCCAUUAAACAGCCCCCUCGUUACGCUUUUCAAGCCCCCCCAGCGAUUCCCAGGGACGAUUUCGAGGUCUUUCACGCGCACGAUCAAUCUUUUUUCACCCCGUUUAGCCCCCAACAAACGGCGUGCCGGGCUCUUCCGAGGAUCACUUCGGAAAAAAAAAAUGGCGCCCGUCAGGCGGAGAAGAUGAUAAAAAUCAAAGAGGUGGUUAUCCGAAUGGAGUCCUUCUGCUCUGUUUCAAGGUUGGACCCGUGCGAGGAGACCACUGUGAGGGAUUCUCUCAUGCUAACGGUGCCCGCACCUGCCAUCUCACGGCUCUUUCUCGAAAAUGCAGACCUCAACGACGAAAAGGACAAUAAAGAAAAGGACGAUAUUGGACUUCCGAAAGUCUUAGAACUAAAACCUUCCGAGGAGGGCUUGUCGCGUGAGUCCCGCACCCCUUCUUUGUAUCAAGAAAAAGGGAGCCCGUUGGAGAUGGACGGUCGAUCCAAAGUUAGCUCCUUAGAUCCUCCUAUAAUCUCCGAAAAGGUCUCCACCCAAUUAUGGGGCUCCAUCUCGAAUUUUAAGGAAGACAGUAGCUCCCGAAAAGUGCUCUGUAGAGCAUUUUCCGCGCCUCCUUCCACUAUGCGCGGAAUAAAAGACGAAGAGGGAGAAAUCCUAAUGAGAAAAAAUAAGGAGCGAAGUCCGCAGCGUUUGAUCAGAUCAUUCUCGUUAUAA